Messenger RNA from Racocetra persica, 555 nucleotides. NCBI's taxonomy places the organism in Eukaryota, Fungi, Glomeromycota, Glomeromycetes, Diversisporales, Gigasporaceae. The record is from the annotation of a GenBank genome assembly.
GAGAUUAUGACGGUGAGGGUUAUGAUCAUGUUGGAGAAGAAGUAGAAUUAUACACUAAAUACAAAAACUACAAAACAGUAGCCUUAAAAGCCCUCUCUAAUUCCCAAAAUCUCAAUCAAGACUUUUUACAAGAACUAACUCUUUACAAAAUGUUCAGAAGUGAAGUAAGUAAUAUGGUGCCUUGUUAUGGGAUUUCUAAGGAUUUAGAGGGCAAUUAUAUUAUGGUGAUGGAGUUUAUGAAAGAAGGCGAUUUAAGAGAAUAUUUAAGGAAGAAUUAUCGGGAGUUAAAGUUUUAUAGUGAUGAAUAUGGAAAAACUGAUAAACUUAAAUUUCUCCGACAAAUCACCCAAGGUCUAAAAGAUAUCCAUCAUGGUCUCUAUCAUUCAAAAGGUGAUUUAAAAACAGACACCGAAUUCUACCAACAAUAUGAAGAAGCCAAAAACCAUAACAAAACCUUACCAGAUGAAAUCAAACAUCCUACUUACCACUCCUCAGAAACUUGGCAUAGCAAACCCAUAAAUACUAAACAAAUCACUAAAUUAUUACAAGGAGACA